Molecule: messenger RNA, 6741 nt
Organism: Cinara cedri
Lineage: Eukaryota; Metazoa; Arthropoda; Insecta; Hemiptera; Aphididae
Source: the annotation of a GenBank genome assembly
GUAACGUUAUCUCGUAAUAGGAAGUAUUAAAAGUUUACACGCAGACUGUAUAUUAUUGUAUUUCCGGGCGCGUUUACGGUACGUAACAUCAUUUAUAUAAUAUUAUCGUCUAAGCUGUAGAUAAAUAGACCAAUAGUUACCGAUACCCGGGGCAUUUCAUUAUGAAUAUCCGCUACGUGGCCACUCUCUCUCCCUUAGAAAAGCUCCGCUAACAGACAGACACUUUAGUUACGUAUUUUCCAUAGUUAUCCAUCCCUGCAGACCAAUGAAAGCACAAUAAUUCCCUAUAUAAAAUAAAACAUUUUGUUACGAAAUCCACCGAUUCAAUCAUUUUUGUAAUCAUUUACCGUGUUUCAUAUUAUACAAUACAUUGGACACGCAGUGAGCGAAAUCUCACUCUACAGAGUGUCCGUUUGAACACACGACGACAUUUAUUAUAUGUGUCGAGUUGGACUUUUUACAUUCUCCUGCGAUCAUUAUAAAUUUUCUAUCCAAGAUCGUCGAAACUUUCGAAUCGUAUUUGGCAAUUAAUUAAAUUUUUUGAAACGCUAAGCUGAGCUGAAUAAACGCGCGCGCGCUUAUAAUAAUUUCCGACGGCAUCGUUUUUAUAACAACACGCGGGCACACUGCACGCCAUGACCGCAGUUUCCAAAUCUGUCAGCUUCGCAAAAACCUGUCGUCCGCUAUGUGUACAUUUUGAAACCGACUAUUGUUCCGGUAACCCUUUUGUAGUAUAGUUUUGUGCCCCCGUCCUCGCGCGGAACAUAUUGCUGAACGUAUAGCGCUGAACCCUUUUUAUACACACGGAGAGCGUAUAAUAAUAAUAAUAAUAAUAUAAUGUUAUCAUUGUUAUAAUCUUGUUUAUGGUCGUUAAUGCGAAUUAUUAGGUACUCGUACAUAAUGUAUUGCAGUAAUACUAUAUAAGUGCGUAUUUCAUAUAGGUAUUCGAUUACAUAACCGCGAUACUUAUCGUUAGAAUAUUAUAUUUUAUACAUUUUUUUUUUUUACAUUUUUUUUUUAUUAACAACAUAUAUCAUCAUAACCAAAUUCGUAAACUGACAGCCGACAAUCGUCCGAUUUCCGAUAAAAUACGACAAACCAAUUGUAGCUGAACCUACGGCGUAAACGGCCAUAGGUAAUGAGAAAAAAAAACCACGGAAAAAAAAUCCAUGGUAUAAAAAGCCACGGAAAAAAAAGACAAUCUGUAUGCUUCGUAAUAUUAAUUUUUUUUUUUUUUUUUUUGUUUUUUCUCCGACCAACCAUUAAUUUUCCCACCAGAAAAAUUACUGAAGUUAAAUAUAAGUUGAAUAAAGUUUUACUAAAAAUAAAAACAAAAACAUACACAUUAUGCAAUCAAUAUCAAUCAAUAUUAAAAAAAUUGUUCUAUAAGGCAUUAGCAAACAAAAAUAAUAAUAAUACGUUCAAAAAAUAUACUACAGACAAUUUCAAAAAUGUCAAGUACCGCUGGGCGGAAAUUUAAAAACACAAAAUCGGAAUGUCUCGUCAACAGUUUGACGGAAAUUAAAAAUGUCAAUACCAAAAUGUAUUUUAGCAAAAGCUUCAUAGAUUUACGGUAUUUUUAACAUAUAGGUCACCAUUUGAAAAUCAAAAUGUUGUAGUAUAAUUUCACAACCGACCGUAAAAGUGGCAAUUAGCAAUUAGCAAGUGUUACAUUUUUGCGCUUUGCUCGUUUCUUAAAUAUUUCAAACUACUAUAAUUCCGAAAAAGUUAAAUAUUUUCGGAGAUAACGAGUAAUUUAACUUAGUUCAUUGUAAUAUCAUAUACAAAUAAAUAAAUAAAUAAGAUAUAACAAACGUCUUAUUCUAUUAAUAUGUUAAUCGGUAGAAUCGUGAUUUUUAAUUUUUUGUUUUUUUGUUUUUGCAGUUACAACAGCACUGGCCAUUGACGACCUCACGUAUCAUUCAAUGCACCUGUACAAAUUAUAAACUGCGGCAUUUAUCCAUGUAAAUAAAGACAAAGUAAAUAAAAUAAUACGAUUCAAUACUUAUGCGCAUACACAAUGUGUAGUGCCUAUUGUAUUAAUUAAAUUUUAAAAAUUACACGAAACAAAUAUUAUACCGUUAUAAUUCAUUUUUCGGAGAAGUUGAAAUAAAAAAAAAGACGGGCACACUACGCACGUGGUUGCAGCCACUGUUGUAGGUGAGAAGUUGAGAAGGUGGGACAUAAAAAGGAAUGUAAUAUUUAUCUGUAAGCAACAAUUAACCAUUGCUAACGAAAAAACGAUUCUGAGCCGAGUUCAAUUAAUAGUGAUGCUUUGUCAACAAUUUAUAAUUUGUCAUUUUACGGUAAAUUAAUUAAAUAGGCAUUAUAAAUUUUCUUUAAUAUUAUUGGUUUGAUAUUGUGCCGAUUUUCCUACGCUUUUCCUCCGUUUUUUCCCAUUUGUUGAGAAAACUCCUGAGAAAAUCAAAAAAUUACCUGUAUAGCACUGUAUAGCGACCUAGGGCAGUGACGCAACUAGAACAGCUCAUGUAAUGCACGCGGUAAAAUAUCCAACAUUAUUAUUGUUGCCAUACACCAGUCCGUCGACUGAAAACUCGGAAUUAUGCCUCGUGCCCGGAUUUAGGACGCCUAAAUGGCACGGGACCGUCACGCCACCCUAUCGAACUGCUUGAUCCGGACUUGUGCACACAUAGGCGUCGUUUGAUGUAAAACCACUGGGUAGCAGCAAACAUCUUGAAUACUAUUUUUAAUUAAAUCGCGGUCUAAUGAAGUUCGCCUCACUUCAUUAGUCGGUAUAAAUCAUUUAUCGGGUCCUAGUCGAUUGUUCAUUAGAAUAAGGUAGGUAAAAAAAUAUCAAAUAAAUUUAGAAAUACAAGUAAUCAGUUGACUGGUCUUUAUAUACGUUCAAAUUCAAUACAGCCGAUAGUGUAAUUAUUACAUUCGUGUGAUCACAUUAUGAGAAAAAGCAAGACAAUUAUAAUUUUUUUUUCGUACAAAAAUUGCCUACGGGGUGACAAUCCGCAACCCCGAUAGAAUUUGUGGGGUAUCGUGUUGCUACCCCUCGCUAUCCCGUAAUUACGCCUACGCAAUAUUGCGCACGUACCUAAAAUACAAUAACGAUGGUGCACCUACAUACAAACGCGUAUAUAAUAUCAUCUAUAAUAUUAUCGAGUGCGGAUAACGGUAGACUGCGCAUAAUAUUCAGAGGGCUAUAAAAGGGUUCCUUCUACUUUUUUUUUUUCUUUUGUUUUUUUUGUUUCUCGGCGCAGCCGAUUAUCGGAUUUAACCGGGUCGCGACCGACGACGUCGGCGAUACGGCCAUACGAGACGACGAGCGCGUCAUCGCCGUCACGCUGCGUUCACUUCGGCCGUGAAACGAUUCGACUACGCCGCAGUAAAUCGAAUUUGCGGAUAGUCGCGGACAGUCACGUUCGGACGGGUACCUACUGCAGUUCGCGGCGGGUAUACCGGACGGCGGCGGCGGCGGCGGCGGCGGCGGCAGCCGGCUGAGCGCAUCUGUCGCCUCGCGCGCGCGCGGUAACAUUAUUUCCCGUUAAGCGGAUAACGAUAUAAAACGGAGAAAAAAAAAAAAGGCAGUACGCCCCGUCGUCGUCGUAAACGCACGCGGUGGGACCGGGGCUACAGGGGAGCCGGCGGGAUAGUGGCCGAUAUGAAGGGACUGACGCUGCUGGCCGGACUGUUGCUGCUGCGAGGCAUCGCCGCCGGGUUCCAGCGGGGCCCGCACCAUCCCCGGGCGGCCGUGUCCGGCGAACCGAGAAUCGAGACCCACCACCAUCACCAGCACCCCAAGCCCAUGAGCGACACAAAGUUCACCCAAGACAAACCGAUACUGCACGACAAAAGGUCAGUGACGCGGCGGCGGUGGGGUGAGCCGCACGUUCGUAAUGUUAAAAUAAUAUAAUAAUGAACAUGAAUAUUGUUUUUCAACGAUUAUGUGGGUAAAGUUACAGGCGUGUUAUGGCGAUGUAGCUCUCGGUUAACAGUGCACCGUUGUUGUUCACUACUCGAUUACACUGUCGCCGAAACAUUUUAUUCACCGACGGAUACAUAACCAAAGUAACCAAAGACAAGCCUUGGUAGUUUUAAAUAAUAUUAGGCGUGUUUUGGCGAUGCAUUUUUGAGCGACCUGGUUACUGGUUUAGUGAGCAAAUUGUUUCGGCGACACAGCUUACUGUAAUUUAUUGUUUGAUAGCUGAAUGCACCAAGACCGGGCAUAGGCCGAAUCAGCAAACAAUUAUUAUUGAAAACUGCGUUUAGGUACUGUUUUCGGUUAGAUACUAAUAAUUUACUGAUAAGAACUAUAAUUCCAUCCAUUUUCCAUGACAAAAAAACACUAUACAGUAAACAAAACGUUUUAGCGAGUAACCGAUCAAGUAGCAAACAACGCAGCCAACUGUUUAAGUAUACUGAAAGUUGCAUCGCAAAAACAAGCCUAUUGUUCGUCGGUUUUUCGCAAAGUAUAUUCGGUUAUCGAACAGUUUAUUGCAGUAAACAAUAGCACCAAAACUUUGGGGGGGGGAAUGGGUGUUGCUGCUCGGGAAUUUUAAAUAGGAGAUAGGAGUAAAAGAUGUGUUUUACCUACUUAGGUAUACUAUAAUCAUACCUUGAGAAUCAAGUUUUAUUUUCCACUGCAUAUAAUCGAUCAUAAACUAUGAAAAUUAGAUACACUCAGACACUCAUAGGCCAUAAUGAUUAAUUAUUUACCUAAUUUUAUAACAUAUGCCUUAUGCUUAUAACUCAAUUAAUUAAUACACCAUAAUUUAAUUCAUAACUCCACCUACAUUAUCAUUUCUAUACUUAUAUUUUUAUUUUGACACAUGACCUAUAUGACACACGUCAUACAGCUUUACGGGUCAAUGAUUAUUUGUGUUUUCGUUCAUACUUCUCCCUAAAUGAGUAUAGGGCAAGAGAUUCGUGGAAAAGCCUUAUCGGGUAAUUCAGGUAAUCAUUAAAAUGAUAAAAAUGAUUUUAAAAUUGAAUACAAAUUAAAAAACUGACACCAUAUCCCUUAAAAAAACUAAUAUAUAUAUAUAUAUAUAUAUAUAUAUGUCAUAUUUGUAGUGAAAUGAAAAAUUUUGUUUAAAAUUAACAAAAGAAAGUUCCGAAAAACCUAAUGUUUGAAACUAUGUGAUACCUUUAGUCAAAUAUUUCUUUUAUUUAACCGUGUACGGUUCGUUUAAUAAAAUUCAUAGAUAAAAUAAAUUGUAAUUAUUAUCAAUUACAGAGAAAAAAGUAAUAUUAAGUUCAACAAUUCUGAUAAAUACCUAAUAGAUUUGAUAGUAAUUAGACAAUAAUAACAGUGACAAUCGAACCAGGAGGAAUGAGAGAAAUACAUAAGUACCCCAUAUGAGUAAACUGAUCUAGUUAAAUAACUACUUUAAUCAUGUUCCUUUGUAGCCAACAUAGACAAAAAAAAUAUCAUGUACCUUCAUUAUUUAUCAGAUUUUUAGGAAAAUAAGCAUGGCAACUAAUGGGAAUCUAGAAAAAUUGCUCAAAUUACGAAGCACUGAAUGAAAAAUCCAUCUAUUUUAAAUAUAAUAUAAACUAGAGCAAAGAUUCCCAAAGUAUGCAGCGCGGUGUCACCGUUUUGAAUAUUAACUGAUUUAAAAAUAAAUUUAAAACCCAAAAGACAAUGAAACAGUGAGGUCGGCGUCCUUUUUUUUUUGGAUUUUCCUCAAAACAUAUUUUUGUAUAUAUUGUAUAUAAUUGUAUUUUUAUAUAAUUUUAAUGGUAAUACUAUAUUCAUAAUAACGAGUUAUAAUUUAUAAAUAAACACAUCAAAAAAACAAGUGUAAAAAAUAUAAUACCAAUUUAUAAAUGCUGUAUUCAGUAAAACUGGCAGACAACAGAGGUAUAUAAAGGUUUUCUGUACCAGUGUUUCUUGAAUUUUUUACUGUCACAAUCCCCUUUAUGACUAUUCAAUUCAUUAGCAACCCCUUAAUACAUAUCUUAUACAUGGCGAUCUAAUAUUUUAAAGUGUUGGUAACCAUAAAUAACUGGAAACCCCUAAAGGGGAAAUGACCCCCAGGUUGAGAAACACUGCUUUAUAUUAUGCAAUAUAACUGACAAACCAUAAACCUAUACUGUUUAAAUAACUACACAAUUUUUUAUUUAUUGCAUGUCUUUAAUAUAAAAACAUUUGAGAUUUUUAUUUUUUAAUAAAACAGACAUAUUGAAGAAGAUCUUGGACUUCCAGAAAUCAAUGAUAGAAAUUUAACAGAAGAAGAGUUAGAAUUUAGAUAUUUUAUGUGAGUAACAUUAUACAUAGUUCUAUUAAUAUUAUUAAAAUAAUCAAAUAAAUAAAUUGUUAUUUUAGUGCUCAUGAUUAUGAUAAAAAUACAAUGCUGGAUGGAUUAGAGCUUAUGUCUGCGUUUGCUCAUAAUAUGGAAAACUAUGAAGUCAGCACAUUUAAACUUAACUUAGAAGAUUAUAUAGGUACAGUCUUUUUUAAAUUACAAAUAAAACAUAUUAUUAUCUUGUAUAUUUGUAGGUUUAGUGGAUCAAAUAUUAUACGAAGAUGACACAAAUUAUGACGGCUUUCUCAGCUACACUGAAUACGUAAUUGCUAAAAGCAAAUUAAUACAAAAUGUAUAAAAUAUUAUAUUACUUUUUAAAAAAUUAAUUGUUUCUUCUCUCUGUUUAGACACAAAUUUUGAUAGUUAUUUUCAUUUUGUUAAAUAUAUAAUUGUAUCAACAGGCAACAUCUUUGGUAAUUAAUAAACCACGUUCCCAUAAAUCAGUCACUAAUUGCAUAGCCUG